CAGACCCAUCGGUUCCCGCGCGGCUGUUCGCGGCUAUAAGUAUUGCCGCGCAGAGGUUGGCCCCUCAUUCUCGUCUCGUCGGUUGGAACGUCACGAAUCUCCGCUGUAUACUUGCAAUGGCUCGUACCAAGCAGACCGCUCGCAAGUCCACGGGAGGCAAGGCCCCGCGCAAGCAGCUGGCGACCAAGGCCGCUCGCAAGAGCGCCCCGGCCACCGGCGGAGUGAAGAAGCCCCACCGCUACAGGCCCGGAACCGUCGCCCUCCGCGAGAUCCGUCGCUACCAGAAGAGCACGGAGCUGCUCAUCCGCAAGCUGCCCUUCCAGCGGCUCGUGCGCGAGAUCGCCCAGGACUUCAAGACCGACCUGCGCUUUCAGAGCUCGGCCGUGAUGGCCCUGCAGGAGGCCAGCGAGGCCUACCUGGUCGGCCUCUUCGAGGACACCAACCUCUGCGCCAUCCACGCCAAGCGCGUCACCAUCAUGCCCAAGGACAUCCAGCUGGCCAGACGUAUCCGUGGAGAACGUGCCUAAUUCCUUUUAUUACCUUUGACCCUUCAAACAAUCGGCCCUUUUCAGGGCCA
Messenger RNA from Nasonia vitripennis (jewel wasp), 577 nucleotides. Its product is annotated as histone H3. Lineage: Eukaryota; Metazoa; Arthropoda; Insecta; Hymenoptera; Pteromalidae. The record is from RefSeq and is a predicted model, not a curated record. The transcript has a single exon. Gene Ontology annotation, cellular component: nucleosome. Bases 117 to 527 code for a protein of 136 amino acids. Gene Ontology annotation, molecular function: structural constituent of chromatin; protein heterodimerization activity; DNA binding.